This is a messenger RNA of Vitis riparia (riverbank grape), 2891 nucleotides long. RefSeq names its product 2-succinylbenzoate--CoA ligase, chloroplastic/peroxisomal. Lineage: Eukaryota; Viridiplantae; Streptophyta; Magnoliopsida; Vitales; Vitaceae. Bases 152 to 1840 code for a protein of 562 amino acids. Gene Ontology annotation, biological process: fatty acid metabolic process. Gene Ontology annotation, molecular function: medium-chain fatty acid-CoA ligase activity. The transcript has 11 exons. The record is from RefSeq and is a predicted model, not a curated record.
ACCCAAUCACAAGGCUCUGGCGCAGUCUUCUGCCCGUGAUAAGAUAUGGAGCAUGCGGUAAACGUCUUCGCCAUUGGAACUUGGAAACCAGAGGUCUACCACCUCCACUGCACUCUCCUCAAAGUCCCUAACUGAGCUCCACUCCACACCCAUGGCUUUUUACUCCCGGGCCCACAUUUGCCACUGCUUGAGCCGCCUCGCAACUCUCCGGAUACAUUCCGCAGUCACCAUCUCCGGCAACCGGCGAAACACUGGCCAUCAGUUCGUCGACGGCGUCCUGAGCCUGGCGCAGGGGCUGCUCGACCUCGGCGUUCGUGCCGGAGAUGUCGUCGCCAUUUCUGCUCUCAACAGUGACCAGUAUUUGGAGUGGUUUCUGGCUGUUGCAUUUGUUGGAGGGGUAGUUGCUCCCCUCAAUUACAGAUGGAGCUUUGAAGAAGCGAGAUUUGCAAUGGAGAUGGUGAAGCCGGUGAUGCUGAUCACUGACAGUAGUUGUAGUUACUGGUACCCAAAGCUUGAAAAUGAUCACUUGCCUUCUCUUAGGUGGCAUGUUUUCAUGGAUUCCCUUUCUGAGUUCAACAGCAAAGAAACAUUAACUACUGAAACGCUAAAGAAGCCUGCUCUGAAAUCUUUAUCAUUCAAUUACGCCUGGGCUCCUGAGGGAGCUGUUUUAAUAUGCUUCACAUCAGGGACCACUGGAAGACCGAAGGGAGUAACAAUAAGCCAUUCAGCUUUAAUUAUACAAUCUCUGGCAAAAAUUGCCAUUGUGGGUUAUGAUGAUGAUGAUGUCUAUUUGCAUACUGCUCCAUUGUGCCAUAUUGGUGGUUUGUCAUCUGCCUUGACCAUGUUAAUGGUAGGAGGUUGCCAUAUCUUUAUACCAAAGUUUGAUGCCAAAUUGGCACUGGAAGCCAUAAAGCAACACCAUGUGACUUCUCUAAUCACUGUCCCUGCAAUAAUGGCAGAUUUAGUUUCCAUUAUCAGGAUGAAGAUGACCUGGAAAGUGACUGAAAGUGUAAAGAAGAUACUAAAUGGAGGUGGAGGUCUCUCUAAUGGGCUUAUUGAAGAUGCUAUCAAAUUCUUCCCAAGAGCUAAGAUUCUUUCAGCUUAUGGAAUGACAGAGACCUGUUCUUCACUGACAUUCAUGACCCUCUAUGACCCAACAUGUGCAAGCUCCAGGCAGGCUCUUCAAGAGUUAGUUGAAAUAAAAUCAAGUUCAUUUCACCUGCCUGAAGGUGUUUGUGUCGGCAAGCCUGCUCCACAUGUUGAAUUAAAAAUAUGCUUUGAUAGCUCAGAUCAUGUUGGAAGGAUUUUAACCAGAGGCCCACACAUAAUGCUUAGAUAUUGGGAUCAAAUUCCAUCAAGGCCAUCAGAUUCUCCUGAUGAAGGUUGGCUAGAUACAGGUGAUAUAGGGUCCAUCGAUGACUAUGGUAAUAUAUGGCUGAUUGGACGAACAAACAAUCGAAUCAAGAGUGGAGGGGAGAACGUGUAUCCUGAAGAGGUGGAGACCGUCCUAUCACAACACCCAGGAGUCACUGGCAGUGUGGUUGUUGGACUUCCAGAUGUUCGCUUGACAGAGAUGGUUGUUGCUUGUAUUCGAAUAAAAGACAAUUGGCAAUGGGCUGAUAAUAGUCCUGUACAUCCAACUGAAAAGAAAGAGCUAGUCUUAUCCAGUGAAACCCUGCGGCACCAUUGUAGAGAGAAGAAUUUAACUGGAUUUAAAAUACCAAAACUUUUUACUUUAUGGAGGAAGCCAUUCCCACUUACAUCAACUGGAAAAUUGAGAAGAUACCAAGUUCAGAGAGAAGUUUUGUCCCACCUGCACUCCUUGCCUAGCAAUCUUUGACUUUAGAGUCACUUAUUCAAGGAGCAAUCUAUGACUAUGAGUCACUUUUUCACAUUGCCAUUUCCAGCUGUUUAGAAUCCGAGGCACACACCAUAUCAUCCUCCCCAUGGACUACUAGCAUUGGAACUUCUAACUCAUGGCAAUGCCUACUUAUGUAGUCACAAACUCUCAGAAACUCCAGUGCUGUGGCUGCAGGUGGCUUUCCAGAGGCACGACGGUUUGGACUCUUUGCCACUAACUUUCUCUUCCACUCCUCUUUGUAGGACUUACUUGCCAAAGGUUUCGAAGUCACUAUCCUCCAAUUGGGUGCAAAGAAAGCAGCCACUGGAAGCAGCUUCUCUAGUGGCCACACUGGUUUGAACUUAGCAGAAACUCCACACAUAGCUCCAUUCAAAAUCAACCCAUUCCACUUGCAUUCUUGCUUGAGGCAUAAAAGUAUGGUAAUUGCACCACCCAGUGACUCGCCAUAGAGGAAAGCAGGGAGCUUCGGGUGGUUAGCUCGUGCAGAGUCGAAGUAUUGGAUGCAGUCACGAACAAUAGGCUGGAUAUCAGGGAUGUGCCCAGGUAAGCCUUCAGAAUAGCCAUGGCCUUGGAGGUCAAGUGCAUAAACAAAAUACCCAGCCUUAGCAAUAGCCACAGCAGUGAGCCCAAAGAGCCAGCUGCUCUCAGAGGUGUAGCCAUGGACCAUGGCCACAAGGCCCUUGGGUUGAAGGGUGGAAUCAGGACACCAGGACUGUGUGAAGAUUUUCAAGUUUUGGCUGUUUAGCAUGAAACCCUCCUGGUGGAGAACAUGGUGUUUUUUGUAGAAUUCUUCCCUUGUGAGGUUCCCAAAAGGGCUGUUCUCAUUAGCUUGGUGUACAGGAUGAGCCAUUCUGCUAAAACAAAUGGAAAGCACAAGGGUAAUAUAGAAGCAGGAGAGUAUGGGAUGGGGGACAAUGCACUUUACAACUUGAUAUCUUUAUAUAAGUCUCCAUGUUGCAUAUCAGCUGGGUGUUAUUUUUCCAACUGUCCUACUUCCCCAACCAUUAAUGUUCUUCAUAGACUUGAAGCA